Messenger RNA from Lycium barbarum (goji berry), 744 nucleotides. RefSeq lists its product as uncharacterized. NCBI's taxonomy places the organism in Eukaryota, Viridiplantae, Streptophyta, Magnoliopsida, Solanales, Solanaceae. Bases 1 to 744 code for a protein of 247 amino acids. The record is from RefSeq and is a predicted model, not a curated record. The transcript has a single exon.
AUGGCAUCUAAAACAAAUGAAUGUGCUGAUUCUUCAGUUGGUCUUACUUCAUUUUUUGAUGAAAAUGACUUUGAAUACUGGAAGAUAAGAAUGAGAACUUACAUGAAAGCUGAAGGUUUGGGGACUAUUGUUGCAAAUGACUAUGAAGAGCCAGAAGACGAUGGUGAACUUUCAGUAGCAGAGAUGAAAAAUCUUGAGGCUAAGCGUCGUCAAGAUGCAAAAACUUUGAGCAAAAUUCAAAUAGGAGUCUCAAGAGCAUUUUUUGCAAAAAAUGCUACUUGUGAGACUGCAAAGCAAGCUUGGGAGUCUCUGGAAGCUAAGAUGUAUGGUGACGAAAAGGUACGCACUAUCAAUCUUCAAACUCUUAGAAGAGAGUUUCAAAAUUUGAAGAUGAUAGAAUCUGAAAAAAUAGAUGAAUAUUGCACAAGAGUCAUGAAUAUUGUUAAUGAAAUGAGAAAUCAUGGUGAUGUAAUUUCUGACCAACAAGUUGUGGAAAAGAUUCUAGUUAGUGUCACAGAAAAGUAUGAGUAUAUUGUUGCUAUCACUGAGGAGACGAAAGAUCUUUCUAAGCUUUCCAUCAAAGAGCUAGUUGGAUCGUUUCGUGCACACGAGAAGCGAGGAUUUUUUCGUGAGAAUCAACCCAAAGAGACGGCUUUCCAGUCCAGAACCAAUGAGAAUUCUCAAAAUUUCGCAAAAAAUCAACAAAAAAAAGAAGUACAAUCCAAAAAAGAAGAAAGAUCGUGA